This is a messenger RNA of Trichobilharzia szidati, 727 nucleotides long. NCBI's taxonomy places the organism in Eukaryota, Metazoa, Platyhelminthes, Trematoda, Strigeidida, Schistosomatidae. The record is from the annotation of a GenBank genome assembly.
GCUCAACAUUAUCAAGCUGUUAAUACUGAAUAUAAGCUUUAAUUAGGAAAUGAGAAAUAUCAAUUUAUUAUUAUUACUACUGGUAUUUAUACUAACAGCAACAUUUCCAUUUACAAGGACAACUGACGCUGAAGAUGAUUACUACGGCAAAAAUGAGAAACUCUUCUACGAUGAUGAUGAUGAUGAUGAGGAUGAUGAGGAUGAUGAGGAUGAUGGAGAUGAUAGCGCUGGUGAAGACAAUAACAAAUCCUAUGGUCUACACUAUUCCUAUAGUAAUCCAUCGGGAUACUCAGAUGGCCAGAAAGUAAAUACAUCAAAACCGAGCAGCAGUAAUAUGACCAGUAGUAAGCGUUACUAUCAAAAGAAGCCUAUUAUCAUGCAUAAAUAUGGUAAAGUUAUGUCACUUGGUGAUACAGUGAAAGACAAACGGUAUUCAGAAACUACAGAUUUUAAAAUACGUGUUGGUACAGAUAGAUAUGGUCGAAGAAGAGAUUAUUCACGAUUUAAAACCUAUGGAAGAUCUAAUGACCACAGGGGAAAUAUGCUGGCCAAUGCCUUCGAUAUAUUUGGUAGAGGAUAUUCAGAGAAAAGGUACAAGCAUAAAGAUUCAAUAAAAAAGGAGAACAAAAAAGAAAAGUUAUUCGCUGACUCCGACCAUUCAUCUCAAAGUGUUACUCUGAACGCAUCAAUGCCUGCUGAUCAACUACAGAAUCCUAUGGAUGGGUGA